Sordaria macrospora k-hell is the source of this 1431-nucleotide messenger RNA. RefSeq lists its product as uncharacterized. The record is from RefSeq and is a predicted model, not a curated record. Gene Ontology annotation, molecular function: hydrolase activity, hydrolyzing O-glycosyl compounds. NCBI's taxonomy places the organism in Eukaryota, Fungi, Ascomycota, Sordariomycetes, Sordariales, Sordariaceae. Gene Ontology annotation, biological process: carbohydrate metabolic process.
AUGCAUCACCACCGGCUUCUGAGCUUAGUCUCAGUCCUAGGCCUAGCUACAUCAACAGCGCUCGCCGCGCUACAAAUCGUUCCUGGAGGAACUUGGACGGCCUCAAACGGCGACCACCUCAACGCCCACGGCGCCGGGGUAAUCCGCGUCAACUCGACCUUCUACCUAAUCGGCGAAGACAAAUCCCAAGGCUCCUCCUUUUUCGGGGUGAACUGUUAUUCAUCUGUCGACCUAGUGCAAUGGAAGUACGAAGGCGCCUUACUCUCCCGCACUAGUUCAUCAGGCGACCUGGGGCCGAACAGGAUUAUUGAACGACCCAAGGUCAUCUAUAAUAACCAGACAAAGAAGUUUGUGAUGUGGAUGCAUGUGGAUAGCAGCAAUUAUGGGGAUGCAAAAGUCGGAGUGGCGACGAGCGAUACUGUCUGCGGCAAGUAUAACUACGUCAACUCGUUUAGACCGUUGGGGUUCGAGUCGAGGGAUAUGGGACUUUUUAAGGAUGAUGAUGGGAAGGGGUACUUACUUACUGAGGACCGUAAAAACGGCCUCCGCAUCAACCCCCUUUCCCCCGAUUACCUCUCCCUCUCAGGCAGCACCUCAACGCACCUCUUCCCACAAGCAAUCGAAUCCCCCGCCCUCCUCAAGCUUUCCAACCGGUAUUACAUGUUCGGCUCCCACUUGACGGGGUGGGACCCCAACGAUAACGUCUACGCCACCGCCACUUCUCUCGCGGGGCCCUGGUCCGAUUGGCAGAUUUUCGCCGACAAGGGAAGUAACACGUACGCUUCACAGACUACUUAUGUCUUGAACUAUGGCGACGGAAACGACGGAAAAAAGGUGAUGUACAUGGGUGACCGUUGGCGCUCUAAAAAUUUGCGGACGAGCAGCUAUAUCUGGUUGCCGCUGGAGAUCAGCGGGACGAAGGUGACGAUGAAGAAUCGGGGGAGUUGGGUACCUAAUGCUUCUUCUUCACAAACAGGAGGAGGAGGGACAUGGCAAACUAGUCCAGCUGAAACGAGCUAUGAAGGAGAAAAAGGCAGUUACGCAGGGGGAGCGAAGGAAGUUUCUUGCGGAAAGUGUUCGGAGGGAAAGGCGGCGGGGUAUAUCGGCGGCAGUGGCAGUGGCACUGGUGGUACGAACGGGAGUAUCACCAUCUCGAAUGUUCAGAGUAAUAUGAAUGGGGGAGAAGGCGGGGUGACGACGUUGCAGAUUAGGUAUGUCAACGGCGAUACCGGGCCUAGGUACGCGGGUGUUAGUGUUAAUGGCGGGGAGAAGGUGAAAGUGGCGUUUGAAGGCACGGCGGGUGAGGUUAGGGUUAGUAGUGUGGUGGUUAAGGGACUGAGGCAGGGGAGUGGAAACACGAUUGUGGUGAGCGGAUGGGAGGGAGGAGGUUGGGGGCCGGAUGUUGAUCGGGUUGUUGUGCCUGUUCAGUAG